Molecule: messenger RNA, 2328 nt
Organism: Pyricularia grisea
Lineage: Eukaryota; Fungi; Ascomycota; Sordariomycetes; Magnaporthales; Pyriculariaceae
Exons: 3
Coding region: 51-2291 (746 amino acids)
Molecular function (GO): ATP binding; ATP hydrolysis activity
Source: RefSeq, a predicted model, not a curated record
GAUUUUAUUGCAUUCGAUCUUGACAGCCGAAAAAAAAAACAAGAAAAACCAUGCGCGGCCCAAAUUUGUCUCGAAAGUGCCCGUUAGAAAUGCCUUCGCCCGUUUCCAUGGCAGAACUUGCGCUCCAAGACUACGAGAUGCAGCUGAUGCUGCUAGAGCAGCAGAACAAUACACGACUGCUGAUGGCCGUACAGCAGCAAGCACACGAAUAUCACAUGGGGGAGCCACCUUCGAGCGCACAAGCACUUAUCGAGUCCUUGAACAUCGCCCAUAAUGCCGCGCUCCAGUCAAAUCAUGUUUUGCAGACAAAUUCGUCCAAGGGUAUUGCAGAAACCGGGUGGUUGGAGCUGCACAUGAUCGAGGGCAAAGAUGAGGUCUUCUUGGAGCGGCCGUCGUGGACCUGGACUUCGCAGUAUCACCGACAAUUAGAUUUCAGCCCACAGACGGUACUCGAUGAAGACAGCAAACAUUCACAACGACUGCUAUGCGAGGCCACUUGUGUGGUCCGGAAGUACUACCUACAUCACUGCCAGCCAAAACAGCCCGUUAAUAUCCCUAUUCCGAACAUAAGACCCCAAGGGCCAGCUGCCACUCCGCCUAUCCCUAUCAGAGAAACCAUCAAGGUACAGUCCGACGAAGUCGCUGCCGCUCUCAAAAAGUUCCUCCAGGGACAACCGACAUUUACGACCGAUUUUCCCGACUGGGACUUUACAGCGCCGUUGGAAUCGCCGUUUCUGUUCUGGUAUCAGUACGGCAACCAACCUCUGCCCCAAUCUAUACCCCCAUGGCAAGCAGAGCUGCUGCGUCCACUUUUUUCGUGGCUCGCCAGCCACUACGGUGCAAUACACAAGGAAAUUGCGACCAGAAUUGCCCUAGGAGCUGUAUCUAGGUCGACCAUGCAAUUCCUCUUUCGUCCUGGGCAGGCCGUUGUCGACAUGGCCGCCGAAGGGUUCCAGGGUUACAUUGCCACAUCACGGCCGCGGUGGCGGACGAGGAGUAAUCCAGAGUGCAUCGCCAGCAAAGACGAAUGGGAGCUCACGGCCUGGUCGUACGCCUUUCGGCCGGGAGGGUUUGAUCCUAUCCACGUUCGUCUGCGAGUUUCUCUCGAUGCAUCAGAUCAGGGAUCAGGAUUUGACGUGAACAGGAUGGCAAUUCAACCACUUUCGUUUAUCAGCAAGGAGAUCUACGCCAAGCUGCGACUACGAGGAGCAAAUAUGUGGAGGAUUCGAAGUGGAGGCUAUUACGAGUACCGGAUCGAUUCCCAUUAUGACUUUAACUUGCACCGAGGGAGAUGCUUGAUCGAUAUCGAUGAGUACAGCCGCCUGAACCCGCCAUCCGGGGAGCCAGCCCCGGGAGUGUCGAGGCCGAGGUCCUUGCAACCGACCGAUGAUCGCUUAUUAGUGUUUCCCAGCAAAGUACCAGUCUACGACCUUUGCAGGGAAGUUUGGGAGCAAGUUCCACCAGAAAGCAUCCAAGAGGUGGUCUUCAUAGAGUCACCAAUCAGCAAAAGUGCCCUCAGCUGGCAAAAAUGGGAGGUUUUGGGACAGUUGAUGACCCCUGACCGCGACCUCCAUGCCAGUCCCAGGCCGCUGGUCAGCUUAUUCCACGGCCCUCCAGGGACGGGAAAAACCUUUGCAGCGGAAAUGAUGGCCGACUUGGCCAUGAAGCCGCUGUUUCGUAUCGCGUGCAGAGACUUGACGAUCGACCUCGAGACCGUCCAGACGAGGCUCGAUCCCACGUUUGCGCUCGCAAAGAGGUGGAACGGCAUGGUGCUGCUCGAGGACGCUGAUCGUCUCGUACAACAACAAGACGACUCUUCAUCGGAGCAGGGGCAGCAGGCACGUCUCGGUCUCGUGUUUUAUCUGCUCCGGCUGUUUCAAAAUUUCGACGGCGUGGUGGUUGUCACCACGAGCUGCGUCGAGGCCUUUGACGAAAAGCUAAAAACGGCAUUUUCUUUCAACCUCAAGUUUCACCGGCUCGACGGACCUGGCUGCAGGAAAGUCUAUGUCAACCUGAUUGACGUUUUACUAGAGAGAGGACUGGGUGGAGCAGUCGCGGGAGCGGGCAAGCGCAAGCAUGGAGAAGAAUCUCCGGGUGCGGGAAAAGCAACCGACGCCAGUGAUUCAGCAAUCCGAAGCGCGUGGCUUACUGCCGCACAACCACUAGAGAGGAUGGGGAUGAAUGCGUGGGAGAUAACCAGGGCCUUUGAGACUGCGUUGCGCUUGGCAGGAUCUGAAAGGACAACGUUAUUACCGGCUCACUUGACCCAGGUCAUAGUUUGCAUGUUAUGAUUACAGCAAUGGAAUGAAAUGAAUGAUCAAAAACAUG